Molecule: messenger RNA, 690 nt
Organism: Salvelinus sp. IW2-2015
Lineage: Eukaryota; Metazoa; Chordata; Actinopteri; Salmoniformes; Salmonidae
Source: RefSeq, a predicted model, not a curated record
AUGUCCCCUGUCCCCUGCAACAUGUCCCCUAUUCCCUGCACCCUGUCCCCUGCACCCUGUCCCAGCCCUCUGUCCCAGCCCACUGUCCCCUGCACGCUGUCCCCAGCCCACUGUCCCCAGCCCCUGUCCCCUGCACCCUGUCCCCAGCUCACUGUCCCCUGCACCCUGUCCGCAGCCCACUGUCCCCUGCACCCUGUCCCCAGCUCACUGUCCCCUGCACGCCCUGCACCUGUCCACCCCUGUCCCCAGCCCCUGUCCCUGCACCCUGUCCCAGCCCACUGUCCCCAGCCCACUGUCCCCAGCCCCUGUCCCCUGCACCCUGUCCCCAGCCCACUGUCCCCAGCCCACUGUCCCCAGCCCCUGUCCCCUGCACCCGUCCCAGCCCACUGUCCCCAGCCCACUGUCCCCUGCACCCUGUCCCCUGCACCCUGUCCCAGCCACUCUCCCCUGCACCCUGUCCCUGCACCCUGUCCCCUGCACCCUGUCCCCAGCCCACUGUCCCCAGCCCCUGUCCCCUGCACCCUGUCCCCAGCCCACUGUCCCUGCACCCUGUCCCCAGCCCACUGUCCCCUGGCACCCUGUCCCCAGCCCACUGUCCCUGCACCCUGUCACUAUCCCCCUGCAGCACUCUUCUACUCUACCCCCUUAACUACUCUCCCACCUCCACACUCCAGCUUCCCUAGCCUCUGA